AUGGAGCAUGGCACUUCUCUACCUAACCAAGAUAUGGAUAUGGAGCAAGGAUCGGAUAGUAGUAAAACAACCUACACACAAAUCAUAUUAGCCUCUACACUCGGCUUAAUCAUUGCUGCAGCACUGCAUUUACGUCUUAAAAAGGCCAGAAAUUCAAGGAUUGUCCCUUUGAUAAGAGUUGCAGACAACGGGCAACCUGUUAAACUUGAAAGGUUCUCCCAUUAUGUUGCUAGGCAAUUGGGGUUUGCUGAUAAAAGGGAAUGUCCACACCUGUGCAAGUUAGCUUCUGAGUAUUUGAAAAAAUCUGAAGGAAUUGAGGAGAAUAUCUAUGCGUUCUUUGCUGAUAACCUAGAAGUUGAUUCCUUGUUUGUAAAGCUUGUUGAGGAAUUUGAAAGAUGCAUCCUUAGUUACUUUGCUUUUCAUUGGAGGCAUGCUCAUACUAUGAUCAGUCAGGUGUUGGGUUCUGAUUCAGAGCCCAAGAAGAAGCUCAAGCACAUCGUCAUGGCAGCAACUAGGGAACAGAGGUUCGAGAGGGUAACAAAGAAUCUAAAAGUGGCAAGAGUAUUUACCACAUUGGUGGAGGAGAUGAAAGCAAUUGGACUUGCAGCUGCCGAUGAUUCACAAUGCACGGAUGUAAUGGUUCCAAUGGCCCAUAAAGACAGGAGUCCUGUCCUUCUCUUUAUGGGUGGUGGAAUGGGUGCAGGGAAAAGUACUGUCCUGAAGGAAAUUCUAAAGGAACCAUUCUGGGCAGGAGCAGCAGGGAAUGCUGUUGUAAUAGAGGCAGAUGCUUUCAAAGAAUCUGAUGUUAUUUAUAGAGCACUUAGCUCUAGGGGUCAUCACGACAUGCUUCAAACAGCUGAACUGGUGCACCAAUCAUCUACAGACGCUGCAUCAUCUCUCCUAGUCACAGCACUUAAUGAAGGGCGGGAUGUAAUCAUGGACGGCACUCUCUCCUGGGUCCCCUUCGUUGUACAAACAAUUACAAUGGCAAGGAAUGUUCAUCGUCGCCGUUAUAGAAUGGGAGUUGGUUACAAGGCUGAAAAUGGAGUUGUAACUGAAAACUAUUGGGAACAUUGUAAUGAAGAAGUAGAACAAGAUGGAACUAAGAAGAGAAGACCAUACAGGAUAGAGCUAGUUGGCGUGGUUUGUGAUGCUUACAUGGCUGUAGUUAGAGGCAUACGGAGAGCUAUCAUGUGUAAAAGAGCUGUGAGGGUAAAAUCACAAUUAACCUCACAUAAAAGAUUUGCAAGCGCAUUUACAACAUACUGUAACCUAGUUGAUUUUGCAAGAUUGUACUGCACCAACGCCUUGGAAGGUCCACCAAAGUUGAUAGGAUGGAAGGACAAAGAAAGAAAUUUAUUGGUUGAUCCAGAGGAGAUACAUUGUUUAAAAACAAUCGGGAUGUUGAAUGAAUCAGCAGACUCCAUAUAUGAGCUCUAUAAGGCCACCCAUGCUCUCAAGGAAGGUGCUAUCUGGAAAGACAUUGUGCUUUCACCUUCAAGAAUGCUCAUUCAGCGAGAGCUUAAGUUUUCAAUCCAAAAAGUUGAAAGCAUGAAAGAUUAGAAGACUCAAUUUUUUUUAUUUUGUCAAGAACACUUGAAUUCUUGAUAGUGUCCAAAGUAAUUACUUUUCCUCCCAAAACUGUACUAAAACGUUUCUAGGAUUUUGUAGAGUAGUGAUGGAGCCAAAUAUUUGUUAGCGCUCCAAAAACAUUACUCGACUGUAUUUAACAAUAACUCACACAAAAAUGAAAAGAAAGAAAGAAAGAGCUUCACCUGC
Molecule: messenger RNA, 1779 nt
Organism: Daucus carota subsp. sativus
Lineage: Eukaryota; Viridiplantae; Streptophyta; Magnoliopsida; Apiales; Apiaceae
Product: calmodulin calcium-dependent NAD kinase
Exons: 9
Coding region: 1-1563 (520 amino acids)
Molecular function (GO): ATP binding; kinase activity
Source: RefSeq, a predicted model, not a curated record